Messenger RNA from Pararge aegeria (speckled wood butterfly), 3205 nucleotides. RefSeq names its product cilia- and flagella-associated protein 52. Lineage: Eukaryota; Metazoa; Arthropoda; Insecta; Lepidoptera; Nymphalidae. The record is from RefSeq and is a predicted model, not a curated record. The coding region runs from base 528 to 2855 and encodes 775 amino acids. Gene Ontology annotation, biological process: cilium assembly. Gene Ontology annotation, molecular function: protein binding. The transcript has 16 exons.
UUUGGUAUUUUUUUUAAAUAUGUAUUUUCAUCACCUAUUCAUUUUCAUUUUCGUAAUUUAGAAGAAAUCACUUUAAAGUUAUACUGCAGCCAAAUUGUAUACAGUGUUUUGUUAUACUUUUCUUUUUUGAAUGUAGUAGUUGUGCAAUGAAAGUAUUUUCAUUCAUUCAUUCAGUACCCUUCAAUUAGUGAUCCUGAUAUAACUAAAACCUAUUUAAAUUAUUAAUGUCACCACAAAGCUCACACCCACCCUGAAGAAUGGUGGGUCUAGUCUCUACAAAAGCAGAGAGCUGUACCCAGCAGUGAUUUAGAUGAUGCAUGAAAGAUUCAAAACAAAUGAAACCUGUUUGAUGUUGGUUAAAAAGCUAAGUAAACAAGGAAAACAUAGUAUAUCACCAUAGCAACUGUGCUACUUCCUAGCAACAAGUCAAAACAAACAAUCCUGUCAAGCAUCAUCCGAACUGUCACUUAUUGUUUUAUAAGUUUAUAUUACGAAAUAGAAAGUAAGACUGAGUAAUAUUAAAAAAAAUGGAUGUUAAAAACUUGGAACCCUAUGCUAUUAUAGGUUUUGACGGUUCAGCAAUAAAAGGCUUAAAAAUACACCCCGAUGGGGAAUACAUCGUGUACCCGAUGGGGAACAAAGUCUGCGUCCAAGAGUGGAAGACCAAAAAGAUGUUUUUUCUCAGCGGUCACACAAACAGCGUGUCUACAGUUGCCGUGUCUCCUAAAGGCACCUUUAUAGGUUCCGGUCAGAUCAACCACAUUGGCUUCAAGGCAUCUGCCAAGUUGUGGGACUUUAAGAAAAAGAUUUGUAUUGGCAGCCAUGAACUACAUAAGGUGCGCGUAGAAGCUUUAGCGUUCUCAUCGGACGAGCGCUACAUGAUAUCGCUGGGCGGCCGCGACGACGGCUGCGUGGUGCUGUGGGACUGCAUCGCGGGCUCCGCCACCGGCACCGCCGCCGCCGCUCGCCAGACGACGGGGGACGCGGUGACGCUCUCGCCGCUGAGCUUGAGAGUUAACUCCUUCGUUACUGGCGGCGACUCUAACCUCCGAGUGUGGAACAUCCGCGCGGAAAGCAAGAACCUCGACGUGGUGGACGUGUCACUCGGCAAGUUACGUCGCUGCGUGCGGUGCAUCGCCGUCAGCAGAGACGACCUGUACGGCUACGCCGGGACCACUUCGGGCGACAUGAUAAAGUUCUCCAUCAACUACCCGGCGGACCCCGCGGCCUCGGUCGCUGACAUCAAGCCCGCGUUACUCGGCUGCCUCGCCAAGUGCGGGCCCUGGAAGAAGGGGAAGCGGCCGGACUCCGUAUGCUACAGUCAAGGUGUAGAAUCGAUACUGAUAAUGUCGGACGGCUGUCUGAUAGUGGGCGCCGGGGAUGGAACAGUAGACAUUUUGGAUGAAAUCAACUGGAAGGGAGAAUUCCCUAAAGGGAAGAUCUUGGAUCCGAACCGACCACAUUUUAGAGCGCUAAAAUCCACUAAGCUCAUGGCCUGUAUAACCUCUCUGGAGCUGAUGGAAACUGCGUUGCUACAAGGUGACAAGAGGAUCCUGCUCGUUGGCACCAGAACCAGCGAGAUAUACGCCAUCAACGUGGCUACAUUCGACCCCGUGCUCGUGGUCACUUGCCAUCGAUGCGCCAUUAAUGAUAUAUCUUUUCCAAGGGGUAUGUCCGGCGUGUUCGCGACGGCGGGCGGGGGAGACGUGCGUGUGUGGUGCGUGGAAACUGCGCAAGAACUGCUUCGUAUCGUGGUGCCCAACUUUUCGUGCUCCGCCGUGCUGUUCUCUGCUGAUGGGAAGUCCAUUGUUUCCGGUUGGAACGACGGUAACAUUCGUGCUUUCACUCCGCUCACCGGCCGACUGAUAUACUGCAUUUACAAUACCCACAACAAAGGCACUUCUGCUCUCGAUAUGACCAAAGAUGGACGUACGCUUAUAUCGGGAGGGUGUGAAGGACAGGUGCGCGUGUGGGACAUUCGCCCGCAAUGCCAGAGCUUGAAGAAAGUUCUGAAGGAGCACAAGAGUCCGGUGUCCGCCAUCCAAGUGUCGCCCAACGACACCGAAGCUGUCAGCGCGGGAACUGAUGGCUCCUGCAUUAUAUGGGAUCUUGUCUCGCUGUCCCGCCGUCAAGUGAUGUACGCGAACACGUUGUUCAUGUGCGUAUGCUUCGAGCCGCUCGGCUGCCAGCUGCUGACGGGCGGCACCGACCGGCGCGUGGCCUACUGGGAGGCAGGCAGUGGGAACCUGGCUAGAGAGCUAGAAGCUAGCAAGUUGGGAGCAAUCAACGGUCUGCAUAUAACACAGGAUGGACAGCUUUUCGUGACGGGAGCCAACGACCAGGUGGUCAAACUGUGGAAGUACCAGGAGGGCAUAUACACGCACAUGGGGCUCGGGCACGCGGGCGCGGUCACGUGCGCGCGGUUCAGCCCCGACGCGCGCCACAUCGUCAGCGCCUGCGCCGCUGGCUCCAUCAUCAUAUGGAAAAUGCCCGAGGUGUACCUGCAGAACAGUCAGCCGGCCUCCGGGCGUCAGGGCGCGGUGACGUCACCAAAAUUGUUACGAGACGAUCUGCGCCUGCAACUCGACGACAGGCCGGUGCGCAGAGCGGCAGGGGACCGGCCCAACAAACUGCCAGCCGCACCUUCCAAGGUGGAAAAAAUAGAAGCCAUGGACACGACCAGAAGCAGUGUUCACUCUUGCUGCCCCUGCGAUACAGCAAAGUCCAAAAAAUCGGACAGCUCCAACAAAACCCCGCCCAAGGCCGGCGGCGUCAAGUGUUGCAAGCCGUCUGAUAAACUGCCUACAAGGACGACCAGUAAGGACUUCAUCAAUAGUAGCGGUGAUAAGAAGUAACGUUUUCACACCGAAAGGCUCGUUUUCAUUGGUUGUUAACUCCCCAUUGGGGUAUUCCCCGCAAGCGGCCUAACGACCAAUGAUAAUCAUCGGUCCAAAAGCGUAUGACUUACGAGUGUUAUUAAUAACUUAUAGGUUUACCAGCAGAAUAAAAUGGCUGAUCAUUUUACGGAGUUACAAAUGACAAUAUUCCAAACAGAAAAUAUCUCUCCUUGGUCCUUGCAUGGUAUCAUUAUAUAAAUACAUUUCUUGGCCUGCGACAUAUUUUAAUUCGGCGCAUAUUGAACAUUAAGGGCUUAACUAUGCCCUCCUACAAGGAUUUAUAUAAUGUUAUUUCUAUUUUUAUAACU